CUCUUCUUCUCCUCCCUCUUCACCUCCCGUGCCGCAGCCCGCUCGCUCCCGCUCACUCCCGCACAGGCGCCGCCGCUCCCUCCUGCACCCGCUCACUCUCGCACCCCGCACCCGCACAGGCGCCGCCGUACCUGCGGCCCUCCGCCCUCUCUGUCUGCGAUGACUGGGUGGACUACCGCCGCCGCCCUACCCCAGGUGGUGAGGCCUUUGCCUACCUCUUCGCCGGCGAUGAGCGCCCACCAGGUUCAAACUGUAAAUGGUGGAGAUGAAAUAUAUAAUGAAGACCAACGGGCAAUAUACAAGUUAUUAUCUGAAAGAAUCAAAUCUGAAAAUGUCCCUGAAAAUAAGGAUGGAUCAGAUGACGAUGAUGAUGACGAUGAUGAAGAUGAGGAUGAAGAGGGUGGUGAUGACGACGAUGAUGCUGAAGAGGAUUUCUCCGGAGAAGAAGAUGGGGGUGACGACGAUGAUGAAGAUGAUGAUCCUGAGGCUAAUGGUGAAGGAGGGAGUGAUGACGACGAUGAUGAUGAGGAUGGUGAUGAUGAUGGCGAUGAUGAAGAUGAGGAUGACGAUGAGGAUGACGAUGAGGAGGAUGACGAAGAUGAGGAAGACCAGCCCCCUUCCAAGAAGAAGAAGUGAUUUGCUCUUCCAUGGAUUCACCUCAGCUUCUCCAUGCUGUUAGUUGGGUUGUUUAGAUCAUGGAACAGCUUUGGGACCAAUGUAGCUUGUUGCUUGUCGUGGUAUCGUAGUUUAGGAAAAUUUGACCUCUGAUGAAUCAUUAUCUUGUUUUCUUCACUGUGCAUGUAGUCUUAAAUUGUGUGUUCUCGAUUUUUACUUUGGAACUGUGAUUGCAUUCAAUUUUAUUCUGUUGCUCACCUCAGGCUUGGAUUGUAUGUGA
This is a messenger RNA of Sorghum bicolor (sorghum), 895 nucleotides long. Its product is annotated as prostatic spermine-binding protein. The coding region runs from base 160 to 636 and encodes 158 amino acids. Lineage: Eukaryota; Viridiplantae; Streptophyta; Magnoliopsida; Poales; Poaceae. The transcript is spliced from 3 exons. The record is from RefSeq and is a predicted model, not a curated record.